Westerdykella ornata is the source of this 881-nucleotide messenger RNA. RefSeq lists its product as uncharacterized. The coding region runs from base 137 to 667 and encodes 176 amino acids. The transcript has a single exon. The record is from RefSeq and is a predicted model, not a curated record. Lineage: Eukaryota; Fungi; Ascomycota; Dothideomycetes; Pleosporales; Sporormiaceae.
UGUAUUGAAUGCGUCCAUAGUAUUUUUUUUCGUUGCUCUUUCUUAUUUACCUCUCCCUCUUCUUCGCUUUUUCUAUUGCUCCCCUAAGCACACAUCUGAUAAUCGGUAAGUCUUGUCUUUGACUACAUGGCAGGGAAUGCAUCCUAGGCCCUUUUUACCCCUUUUUUUCUUUUUUUCUUUUUUCUUUCCUCUCUCUCUUUUCUUGCCUUUAGUUUUGUUUGACGUAUUGCUGUUAUUAUCCUUUAAUACUAGACGACCAAUCUACCGCCUUUCUAACAGGACUAUGCCGCACAUUACGUUGCUCAUAAGUGUUAUUGCGUCCAGAGUACCGCGUCAACAAGAGAAGAUAGAAUUAAGGAGGAUUAGGGCAGAAGGAGAUUCGAGGACGGAAAAAAAGAGUAGAGCUGAGCGAGUGGAAGCAAUAAUUGGCAAGAUCAAAGACGUGUUGCGGAGAAGAAAGGGAUAUGGUUUUGCUGACGGCCGGACGCAUGUAAAGACAAUACUGAUUGGUAUAUUGCUAACGAAAAAGUCAACCCGGGGGCCAACGACCAUGAAUUGCCCAUCUGUUGCCAUACCCUUUCUUCCAUUAGCCUUCUCUGGAAGCAGAAGCCUUGAGCAAGACGAAUUCCAGCAGACUGGCAACAAAGAGGGGUGCGUCGACGGAUAGGUAAGUCACGGUUGUAGAAAGGUUAGGGAAUCAAGUACAACCGUUGAACACCGCACGUUUCUCGCUAUCAUCAGGGAGUCGGCAAAGUCCAUCCAUCCAUCCAUUCAUGAAUGACUGAAUGCACCGCCUUUACCACUCCUCCACUGGUCAACAAUAAACUCCUCAGCAGUGAGGGAGAGGGCCUGAAGAGAUCGAUUAACCGCUGCACACCAUA